Molecule: messenger RNA, 1059 nt
Organism: Exophiala aquamarina CBS 119918
Lineage: Eukaryota; Fungi; Ascomycota; Eurotiomycetes; Chaetothyriales; Herpotrichiellaceae
Exons: 6
Coding region: 1-1059 (352 amino acids)
Source: RefSeq, a predicted model, not a curated record
AUGUCUCACAGAAUUCUGCUCACUGGAGCCUCAGGCUAUCUUGGAGGGACGCUCCUUGCUCGCUGGACGAGCGUCAACCUCCCACCGUACGAACGGCUAUAUGCGCUUGUCCGGACGGAAGAACAGGCCAAGUCUGUCGGGCAAUACGCCGCCGCGCCCGAGCCCCUAAUUUUCGAUAUCAAAGAUGAAAAAGCCGUGCGAUCUGCAGUUGUGGACAAUCGAAUCACCAUUGUAUAUUUCCUAGUCGAUGCUUUCCAGGUGGAUUCCCAGAGAUAUUUCAUUGCCGCCCUGGCCCAAGUGAAGAAGGUCACUGGUAUUGAUGUCCAUUUCUUGCAUACGAGUGGAGCGAAAAUUUUCUCCAGCCAUGCUGGUGCACCUAUCGAUAGGCCACUUUUGGAUACUGAAGAAGAGCUAUAUGAUAUUCAAAAGGCACAGGUUCCACUAAUUCCUCCAACCCAGACAGCCAUCAACACGAACAACACCGUGAUCGAGGACGCUACGGCACUUGGGGUGAAGAGUUACAUAUUUGUUCCAUGCAUCGUGUAUGGCAAAGGUGAAGGGUUCGGAAAUCGGAUUUCGAUUCAGACCGUCGCAAUAGUUCGAGCUGCACAAGCAACAAGGCAAAUGCUCAGUGUUGAUCCUGGACGGCCGACUUGGCCCGUGUGCCAUGUGCUCGACAAUACCGCAUUGUACCUCGAGCUUCUCCGAUCCAUCUUGGCCAACGAGAAUCCUGGCGAGGGACAGCAGGGCUACUAUCUCGCAGCUUCUGGCAGUGUCGCCUGGGUCGAUCUUUAUGCCGCAAUGGCGACCAGCCUCGCCAAGAGGGGCAUCAUUGACAACGAUUCCGUGGCCCCAGCUUCAGAUAAGGCGCUGGGUGAUAUGGCUACAGCUCUAGGCUGUACCAAGGAGCUGGUCGCAUUGCAGUUGGGAGGAAUGUGCACAUUCACGGCAAAGCAUGGGUCAGACAUCGGCUGGACACCGAAAUACGCAGCCAGUCACAUUCUGGAUACGGCGGAUGAAGAAGUGGAGUUGAUCUUGGCUGAGAGUGCAUCGUCAUGA